AUGCUGGUACGUUUCAAGUUGAAACGUACCUGCGCCUCCCACCGCUUCAACUUGUUUGUUGGCGAUGUACUGGCGGAACACGAAGAGUUGCUCGUGGCCGUCAACACAAUCAUGAAGAAACUGACCAACAUCAUCCCUUCGGCCAAGCUCCGGCGCCUUACCGACCUCCGACCCAAGCAGCGCAACCAGACACGCUGGAAUUCCUCUGUGGCCAUGUUGGAUCGAUAUGUCAAGCUCAAGCCCUUUCUCCCCCUGAUGGGGGUAGAAGAGAUCGACAAUCUGCUCCUCAGUGUCCGUCAAGAACGUGACAUCGAUGUCCUCCUGGCCAAGUUGAUCGACCUGAACUCAGUGACACUCGAGCUUCAAGAUGAAGCCAUCACUCUGGCUGACGUCCGUGGCCUGUUUGACGAGGUUGUCGGUGAAUUCCCAAGCGCGAACGAGCGCCUCCGCCCCGGUGCAAGUAUCAUCCAAGAUCCACACUUUGAGGCUGGGGUCGUGAAGGUGCUUAUGCACAUGUCGCCGUCCCUCACCGACCAAGAACGACUGUCCAUUGCCAGGCUCGCUGUGACUGCUGGUAUGGGAGACGACGAUCGAAUGUCGGAUGCUGAUUGCAUGUCGAUGGCGUCUCGUGCAAAAAAGCGGCGCAAGAUGCAGCAGUCUUGCAGCGGGUUCAUGGACUGCCGGUUCCUCCGACCGACCUCGAACAUGUGCGAGCGCCUGUUUUCAGUGACGAAAUGGGCUUUGACGGACCGCCGUCAGAGUAUGCUGCCGUCCAACUUCGAAGAACAAAUGUUCCUUCAUUGCAACGCCUUCCUUUGGGGUAUCGACGACGUCAAGAGUGUCAUGGAAGGAGUAGCACAGGAUGAGUAG
Messenger RNA from Aphanomyces astaci, 870 nucleotides. RefSeq lists its product as hypothetical. Bases 1 to 870 code for a protein of 289 amino acids. The transcript has a single exon. Lineage: Eukaryota; Oomycota; Saprolegniomycetes; Saprolegniales; Verrucalvaceae. The record is from RefSeq and is a predicted model, not a curated record.